GGAAUCCUGAAUGCCUCCUAAAUUAGUCUUGCUAAGACUUUUGUGGAACAAAACGGAAAUUACAAAGGGACUGGACUUUUGAUAUGAACUCCAAACAUGGACCAAACAAAGAAUCCUAACAGGUAUAAAUGAUUGUAUAUUAUUCUUUCAGUGUGCUAAAAUCAACAGGGACUUAUUGGACCAAAAUACUCUAAAUGCAUUUGAUUAUUGUAUAGAUUAGCAAAAUGCUUGUGAUUAUAACGGGAGUGAAGGGAAGGUGGAAACAGGUACCAUAUAUUGCAGGGCCCCCAGGAGGCUGUGCUAUAUUUCUUGGUACUCUUUCUGUACAAGGAGGGUCCUACUGUGCUCAGUGGAACUUAGUCCCAUGCAAGCAUGCAUAGGAGUUGCAGCCAGGCCCCAGAUAGGGCAGCAUUUCACCAUCACUUCAGCAAUUCCCCGAGAUGCAGAAGUUAGGCUUUUUUGCAUAGGAAGGAAUCACACCCAUUCACUUGGAUUGGAGAAAGUAUACACCUGUAUUCUGUAGGGUGGCCAGAUGCAACAGAUGACAGGGCUUCCUCACCUUUGUGUUGCUGAUGUUGUUGUUUAGUCAUUUAGUUGUGUCCGACUCUUCGUGACCCCAUGGACCAGAGCACGCCAGGCACUCCUGUCUUCCACUGCCUCCCGCAGUUUGGUCAAACUCAUGCUGGUAGCUUCAAGAACACUAUCCAACCAUCUCGUCCUCUGUUGUCCCCUUCUCCUUGUGCCCACCAUCUUUCCCAACAUCAGGGUCUUUUCCAGGGAGUCUUCUCUGAGGUGGCCAAAGUAUUGGAGUCUCAGCUUCACAAUCUGUCCUUCCAGUGAGCACUCAGGGCUGAUUUCCUUCAGAAUGGAGAGGUUUGAUCUUCUUGCAGUCCAUGGGACUCUCAAGAGUCUCCUUCAGCACCAUAAUUCAAAAGCAUCAAUUCUUUGGCGACCAGCCUUCUUUAUGGUCCAGCUGUCACUUCCAUACAUCACUACUGGGAAAACCAUAGCUUUAACUAUACGGACCUUUGUUGGCAAGGUGAUGUCUCUGCUUUUUAAGAUGCUGUCUAGGUUUGUCAUGGCUUUUCUCCCAAGAAGCAGGCGUCUUUUAAUUUCGUGGUUGCUGUCACCAUCUGCAGUGAUCAUGGAGCCCAAGAAAGUAAAAUCUCUCACUGCCUCCAUUUCUUCCCCUUCUAUUUGCCAGGAGGUGAUGGGACCAGUGAUCUUCGUUUUUUUUAUGUUGAGCUUCAAACCAUAUUUUGCACUUUCCUCUUUCACCCUCAUUAAAAGGUUCUUUAAUUCCUCCUCACUUUCUGCCGUCAAGGUUGUGUCAUCUGCAUACCUGAGGUUGUUGAUAUCUGAUAGGGGCAUGCAAUUUACACUUGCUGAAAUCCCCACUUUUGCAUGACUAUUAAAACUACAGGAGCCCAGCCCUCUUUUGCAGCUGACCAUGCUAGCACUCAGGGACAAGAAUGGGGUAGGAAGUAAACCCUUAUUGCUAGUGAUAAUAGUUUCUUGUAGGACAGCAUGAUUUGUCUGGGGGCGGGGGGGUGGGAAUCACAGCCUGUUUGCUUUGACACACAGAACUCAAAGGAUGAAAUUGGGAGAUUUCAGGAUCCAAAACUUGGGCAUCGCUGACGAAAGCAGCGAUGCAUAUUACAGAUACUUAGAAUUUUAUUUUCUUUAUCCAAACCUUACCAUGUAAAGGCUGUAGAAAACAGGUGGCACAAGUUAUAACAUGACUGGCACAACAGGCUGGUGUACUAUGGUGCUGAAACUGCACACCUCGCCUGACUCAGCAAUGAAUUAAUUCUUUGCAGUACUUCCUGUUUGUGCCACACGUAAGGACCUUUGGGCUCUUGUUCUAAUCUUUGGGUCACCAACUUGCUCUUUUGUAAGGUCCCAGUUUCCCCUAGUUCUCCCCUUUCAAUAGGGCAUCAAGCAAUGUUUGCUGAACCUUGUCUUUCCAGAUCAGAACCUGAAAUCACAAUCCUGAAAAUCCAUAUCUGUUCCGAUUCUCUGUCAAAUAUUGUCCAUCUCCUUCUUAAAAUCAGAAGCUGCUAAUUAGGAUAAAGGUCACACCCACACCAUAAAUUUAAAGCACAUUUAGAGCACACGUCUCUAAAAAAGAAUUGUGGGAACUGUAGUUCCUUAACAGUGUUGGGAACUGUUGCUCUGUGGUGACAGUCUACUGUUUCCAGGAUUCUUUGGGGAAAACCAUGUGCUGGAAAUGUGCUUUCAGUGUAUGGUAUGCAUGUGACCAGAGUUUAAGUUGUCUUCUUUUCUAAUGACGUUGUGCUUGUUUCUGUCCCCACUUUAGACCAUACAUCCAGACAAUGCUAAUACUUCUAAUACUUUCUCCAUUGGUAAGGGGAGCAUCUCUGCAGAGAACCACCAGCUCUGCUCCAAGGCUUUUUCUGCCAGGAUGGGUUCCUAAUGCUUGUACAUUAGUUAUAUGUGCAUCUGCUGAGACCAGACCAAAAGGAGAAGAGGGAGAUCAAGGUACCAGAACAUUUAUGGGGAGGGUGCACUCUCUUUUUGUGCACUUUGGGGUAAAUAUGGGGUACAUAACUUCUAUAUAAGCUUGAUCCACUCUGUUCUCAUAUACAAGCUUGGAGCAAGUAUGUGUGGGCUCUUUUUUUAGCUAACAACAAUAGAUCAAAGCCCCUGUGACAGGAAAUGGGGGACAGGACAGCUUCCUGUUCCUUAUAGCAGCAAUGUCAGGAAGAACUAUUUUAUGGUAAUAUAGUAUUUCAUAAGGCUAUAAUAUCUAACUACUGUAAUUUAGGUAAACCACAGGCUACUUCAUCACAUGCACUAAAAUAAAACAAAGACACAUAAAGGUAAAGGUAAAGGGACCCCUGACCAUUAGGUCCAGUCGUGGACAACUCUGGGGUUGCGGCGGUCAUCUCACUUUAUUGGCCGAGGGAGCUGGCGUACAGCUUCCGGGCCAUGUGGCCAGCAUGACUAAGCCACUUCUGGCGAACCAGAGCAGUGUACGGAAACGCCAUUUACCUUCCCGCCGGAGCAGUACCUAUUUAUCUACUUGCGCUUUGACGUGCUUUCGAACUCCUAGGUUGGCAGGAGCAGGGACCGAGCAACGGGAGCUCGCCCCGUCGUGGGGAUUUGAACUGCUGACCUUCUGAUCGGCAAGCCCUAGGCUCUGUGGUGUAGUGCUACUGUAAUUUAUGUAAGCCACAGGCUACUUCAUCACAUGCACUAAAAUCAGACAAAGACACAUAUAGCAGAUCAAAUAAGCGAAAAGCUCCUGCCACAAUGCUCAAGCUGGUGUUUAACAUGCUACAGAAGGGUUGAGGUACUUGCAGCCCACUGAUUAAAUGCAACCCACCAGUCUUCUCAGUCCACCUUGCCAGGCCCUACCCAGGUCCUGCCCCUCGCCGUAUUCUGUGCACUCGAGUGUCCUUUGCUCAGGCUAGCAAAGGGUACCAGGCUUCUGAUAUUGGACUAGGGAAGUCAAGGGAUAGCUGGAUAGUUGGUAGCUAUCCCAACUGAUGGAUUGCUCCAUUGGUUAGAGCAUGGUGCUGAUAACGCCAGCUUUGCAAGUUUGAUCCCCAAUAUGAGACAGCUGCAUAUUCCUGCAUUGCAGGGGGUUGGUCCUCAGGGUCCCUUCCAACUCUUCUGUGAUCUAUGAACACUGCACCAAUCUGCUUUCUUGGUGGCUGGUACUGGAGCCAAUCAGACUGGCAAAGCAGGAAGAGGCUGGUCUGCUUCACAGCUCCCUACAUCUCUGUGGCCCUUCCACAGAUAGAACUAAUAAAUGCCUGAAUAUGGAGGACUAUGGUAUCAGCACUUAACUAACGGACAAUAGUAUAGGAGCCAAAGAACUCUGAGGCACAAUUCUCAAGUAAAAUCUCAUUGGAGACAAGGUGACUGUUCUGACAAAAGAGUGUGGAGUACUGUCUACGUAACCUCAAAUGAUAGGCACUAUAAAACAGAGUUGUUGUUGUUUUUAAGUCGCAUAUCAGUUAACUGAUUUGGGCCUCCGUUAUAGGAUUACCAAGACCUCAAGGACUACAGGGUCCAGCAGGACCAACUGGCAUUCCUGGUUCAGAAGGAGAUAAAGGCUCUAUAGGUGGAAAGGAAUCAAGUGGAAACAGUAAUCUUCCAGGUAAAAGCUGUUGUUGUCAAUUAUUAUUAUUAUUAUCAGCAGCAGCAGGAACAGGAACACAGCUAGGCACUGUACAAAAAUAAAAAAUUAUAUGGGCCCUACCAGAGAUUUAUAAUCUAAAGGGGGGGGGUAAACUUUUUUCCCCCCUCAAUGUGCAAAGUACCAGGAGGACAAAGAUUAUGACAACGAUUCAUUCUGACUGCUCUUUUUCAGUAUACAAAGCAUUUGACAGCAUUUUGUUCAUUUAUUAUCAGAAUAACCCGGUGAGGUAGGCAAGGGUGAGAGCUAGUAGUUCAUCCGAUAUCAAUUGCAUUGUUUGACGUCCUAAUGUUUUUAUUUGGUCAAAGUGAAAUGUGUCACUGUAUAACACAUAACUGGCACAUAAUCAGCAAGAAAAGUAUUAACAUAAUUACAAUUGCUCCAAUCAAAUAGAUUGGAAGAAAGUGUUUUCUUCUACAAUGUGCAAGUAUAUUGAGGAUCAAAUUUCAAAACCGCCUCAUAUUGAGAUUAGCAAAAAAGUGAUACAAAGACUUGAAGUUUAGGCCAAAAGUCCACAGACACUUCUCAAAGUCAAGAAGUGAGGAAGAAAUAUAUCCCUUUGGUUUCUGGGCCAGUCAUAACUCCAUGAGGGACAAAGAUGCUCUCUGCUUCUGAAUCAACUCUCUUCCUCUAAAAAAUAAAAUGCCUCUGUAUGGUUUCUACCAGUGCUAUUUUUCUUGAAAAAGAAGUGUCAGAACUCACCAUGAACGCCUCCCUUGUUCUCUUAUAUUGGCAAUGGCACCCACCUGAGAGGUGUUGGAACUGAGUUCCUGCAAGUUCCGGCAAGUUCCAGCUGGGGUGAGGAGCCCUGAUUACUACUAAUCUGGUGUGCACAUGUGGACAUUUCUCACUUAGGGGUUCUGGAGGGCAGUUGUCAGCUUUCUUCCCCCGAUGUGGUGAUGUCAGUGUGUGCAAAAAGAGAAGCCACAUCCAAAUACUGACCACCCCUAUCGUUCUGCCCAGACACUGAGGUCCAGUGCCGAGGGCCUUCUGGCAGUUCCCUCACUGCGAGAAGCCAAGUUACAGGGAACCAGGCAGAGGGCCUUCUUGGUAGUGGCGCCUUCCCUGUGGAACGACCUCCCACCAGAUGUCAAAGAGAACAACAACUACCAGACUUUUAGAUGCCAUCUGUUUAGGGAAGCUUUUAAUGUUUAAUAGACUAUUUUUUUUAAUAUUUUGUUGGAAGCUGCCCAGAGUGGCUGGGGAAACCCAGCCAGAUGGGUGAGGUAUAAAUAAACUAUUAUUAUUAUUAUUAUUAUUAUUAUUAUUAUUAUUAUUAGUGCAAUCUUAAGAGCCAACACACAGGGCUACUGGUCCUUAGACAGUAGCACUUUCUGAGCUCUGGGAGAAAAGAAACUCUACAGCAGACACUGUCCCAAUCCUAAGAGGAAAACCCCUUGGCAGUUUUUCUGAGUCCUCUCCCUUCCCCUUUCCCCAGAGGGCUUCAGCUGGACCUACUAUUGUCCUGUUGCAAGGCAAAAACUUGCAUAGCCUCUCCACAAAAACCUCUUUCUCUUCCCAAAGUUGGCCGCACAAAUCUGUCACUUUCAAUUAUUAACAUGAGGUUAUUUUAAUUCCAUCUCCAAACAAGAGGGCAUUUAGUUCAACUUGCCAUCCAGGAAGUUAACAAAAUUUGCACCUGAAGAAAAAUUUCCAAGUGAACCAGCCAAGAUGAGUGAGCUCAAAAACUAUUUGUAUUACAUUUCCUUCCUACAGAAGGCAGAACAGGAGAGAAAUACUGAACAUUGGAAAACAGAAUAGCUAUUGUUUCUGUUGGCAAACGCCCUUCGACUUCUUUAAAGAGGAGGAAGUUUAUUCUGCUUCUUGUGUACAGUAAAAAAAUAUUUGAAUAACCUAAAAGAAUGAGCAACUGAGGACCACUUGGCACAUUAUAGUUUUACAGUAGGUGCACUGUUCUCAAAUGAGGGACUCUGCGCCAGCUCUGUAGCUACAUGAAAGCUUGGCCAUAGAUUGUUAUCCAUACAUAUUUUGAAAAAGUUCACUUCCGGAAUUUGCAGUUGAUCAGGAAAUCUAAUGCAACUAUUUUCUCAUUCAGAGCUGGAAAGCCUUAAAACACAAAUAAGAGGCUUGGAAACAGAGUUGGAGGGUUUGAAAUCUGCCAUCACCAAAACUCAAAAAGGUAAGAAAAGGAAAUUAUUGUUUGCUUUUGUUCAAAUAGGCUGAUAUAGCUUCAAGUUGACUAUUUCCCCCAAAAAUAUUUUAUUAAAGUUUUCAUGAUACAGUAAAAUAAUGCCUAGAACAAAUAGGAUCAGAAAGACAAAAUUAAAAGAGAAAAGAACAAGAAAAGUUAAAGGGAAAAAGCGGAACCAGAUAGAUAAGGAACAUUAAUAAUUUCAAUAAUCAUAAUCGUAAUAAAAAAUAAAAUUAUAUAUAUCUAGCCCUCUGUCAUAAUUAUACCUUAAUCUUCACCUACAAAGAAUGAGUCUUCUCACCUCUUGCCGUCUCAAGUUUACCGUUGAUGAAAUUUGAGUUCACAAAAGUGAUGGGGAACCCGUGGCCGAUGGCUACCAAUAUGUUGUGCAACCACUACUCCCAUCCUCUCCUCUGCUUUAAACCAGGCUGAGAACCUUUCUCCUUCCACUGAAAUAUAAAAUGCUGCCCGCACCAUCAAUGCACCUGGCGUUUUACAGUAUUAGAUUGAAAGCCUUGCAAUCUUGUCUCUUUCUAGUUCUCCUUGCCCCCAACGGCGUGAUGGUUGGCGAGAAGGUAUUCAAAACAGAUGGAUCCAGAGGUGAUUAUCAUGCUGCGCGUGAGACCUGCUUGCGCAUGGGUGGCGCACUUGCCUCCCCAAGGAAUGUGGCAGAGAACAGCGCCCUGCAAAAAAUAGUGACCUGGUAUAACAAAAGAGCAGUCCUUGGGAUCAAUGACAUGGCGACAGAAGGCAGGUUUGAGUACCUGAAUGGCGACGUCAUUGGGUACUCUAACUGGGCCCCAGGAGAACCAAAUAAUCUUGGCAACGAGGACUGUGUAGAAAUGCAUCAAGAUGGCAAAUGGCAUGACAGAGGCUGCAUACUUGAGUGGUUAGUCAUUUGUGAAUUCUAAAAUCAGGAGGUGCAGGGGUGGCCAUGUUUGUGAGGUGAAGGAAUAGUUUGUUCUAAUUCUUUCAAAAUUCAGUACCCCUCUAGCUUGAACAGUAAGUUGCGCAAGUGAUAUUCAAGAUGCUACUUUCCUUUACCUGACUGUGUGCAGAAAGAAUAUGGCAAAUUUAAUGUGAGGCUUGUGAUUUCUAGUAAAGCAUGUCCAAGAAUAAAAAAUACAUGCUAUGAGUACACAGACAUUCAGGCAACAUCCAUCCCCAUGGUAACAACAAGGAAACUACACUGGAACGCCCACAUGCCUUUUCAACCAGUCCCAAAAAUGCAAAACUGCCAUUUUCUUCUCUAUAGCCCAAUUCAAGGAAUUGUUCCUCACCUGCACAAGAACAUAUAACAAAGGCUACUCCAGCUCAGACCAUGGCGUAACUUCAUAAGGCGCUCAAGGAAUCAUACCAGUGAUUCUAGUAUUCGGAUUCAGGAACGUUGCUCUCUGUACCAGCACAGGAGCAUGCUGAAGAAAGAAAUAGCAGAGCAACAACACUCACCAUCAUUUCAGGUGGUCAGCGGUAAUUGUAGCUACCAACACAAGAGGCCAAAAGACUUCCAGUUGAUCCCAUAAGGCUACUUACUCUGACAUUUAUUCCAGGUUUGUGCUAUUUGUUUCUCGGACAUUGGUUGGGUUGUUCCAGAAGUAGCUAUCUCUUGUUGUCUUUCUUUCUUUCUUUCUUUCUUUCUUUCUUUCUUUCUUUCAAGUAAUUUUUAUUGGAAUUUUAUUUACAACAUAACUUAAAUCCCCCCACCCCCCAAUACACAAUCCACCCUCUUUAAACGUGAACAUAACAUACAGUGAGCAUAACAUACAAUACAAACAACGAAAUAAAAGACUUCCUUUAUCCUG
This is a messenger RNA of Podarcis lilfordi (Lilford's wall lizard), 8122 nucleotides long. The record is from the annotation of a GenBank genome assembly. NCBI's taxonomy places the organism in Eukaryota, Metazoa, Chordata, Lepidosauria, Squamata, Lacertidae.